Vitrella brassicaformis is the source of this 1362-nucleotide messenger RNA. The record is from the annotation of a GenBank genome assembly. Lineage: Eukaryota; Vitrellaceae.
CGUCAUUUCUUCCAUUGGGUGGCUGAAUGAUGGUGUCGGAGGCCAUACGGUGGCCUGUGCAGCUCAUCCUUUGGAUGCGACUGCAUUGUAAGCCGUAAAAGCCGUCCUGGCCACUUGCCGGCGGCCAGCAAAGAGCAGCAGCGUCAGCGCGGCUCUCAAAGGAUGCCAUCGGCCCUCUUCCCCGCCCUGCUAUGGCUCUUUCUUCCCAUUGCGUCAUCACGGCACCUCGACAACCCCACAGACCCGCUGCCCUCCUCCAACACGCCGCGGUUCAUUCUGUAUCGCAUCUACGGCAAUGAUCUCCCGCCGAUGCAGUCGUUCGGCCAGAACGCCGCCAACCUGGCAUUCAUUUUGGCGAGCGAGGCGGCUCUGCCGGACUGCGAGAAGCGGUGGCUGGUCAACAGGAUCGUCAUUCAGACGGAGAGGGACAAGAUCAUGGCUUUGUUUCGACAGCAUGGGGUCAGUGAGAAGGCGGUCAUUGAGCGGCGGCUCGACUGGGAAGAGGCGGCUGAUGACGGUGGCGAGAUGGUGCUGUUGGAUGUGGGCGUGGGUGAGGGGCAUCGGCACCGCGGUGUGCCUUUGGAGAAGCAUCUGCGGAUGUUCAACCACAUAGUGCAGCUAAACCAGGCGAGGAAUGUCGUCCUGCAGGAAGGCAGAGAGCUCCUAGAGGUACGUACGAACACGGAUGGAUGGAUGGAUGGAUGGAUGAUGAAUGAACGACACCCAAGGCGGAUUUUGUCUCUUUGUCAGCAUUCGUCUGGCCGGUGGGUGUUGGUGUUUGACGGCGGGCUGUUUGUCACUCUGCCCAUGUGGAAUGAGAUCGUCAAACUCGCUGACCUCGCACAACAGACAGAAGGUGGGCAGAGAGAACCAACACAUCCGUCGAUACACAGUCUCCUUUCCUCCCCCUCAAUGUGUGUCUCGUGUGUCUGUCAGGCGGCGGCUAUCCGUUUCUCCACAUCCCAAUGUAUCGACUCAACGAGCCGCAGAGCCCCGACUGGCUCAACGCACAGACCGACUUUGUGUCGGUCGAGACAAGAGUCACACCCAACGAUAACGUAAGCUAACGAUGCCUACUUACAAUCGGCGUCCAUCCACAUGUGUCUGUGUGUGUGUGCAUUUGUGUGCGUUGGUCGGUCAGCGUGGCGUGUACAGCAGCGAGCGGUUCCUGGAGGGCUCUCUGGCCUUCCACGCCGACACACACUCACUAUUCGACGUCAACAAGGGCUACAACGACCGCAGCAAAAUGGAGCUCAUUCACGAGCAAGUAAACAGAUAGCAAGGGAGAAAGGGGGCCGUCUGUGUGUGGACGGAUGUCUCCCUCUCUCUCUUUCGAAUUGGUUGCAGUCUGCAUUGCAAUGA